CAGGGCCAUUGGAAAACCACACAGCUACAAUGAAGAUGGGAAUCCUUGAAACAGUUAGCAUCAGGAGCAUGAUGAAGUUUAAGAGCCCUGUCAACUGUGCUGAAUGUCUGCUGUCCUGGAAGAGGAGAUGGUGCUCGACAAUAGGACGCUUUAUCAGUGCAUCGUUUGUGCUUUUGGAUUAUAGUAUCUACUCAACCUGGAAUACAAUGACUAAAUAGGUUUACAUGGUAAAUAUUUGAAAACAGAUGCAGCUUUAUGUGCUUGAAGUUCCUCUUGAAGAUUUUUUUUUACUUUUCUUGAAACUUUUAUAAGUUUUUUUUUUGUUCUGGAAUCAUCUGUGUCAACUGGGUAAAGUAACCCAUUGUUUAGAUUUGAUGGUGCUUUUGACAAUUUUAAUAUUCAUUAAUUAAUUUUCCUUCUGCUUAGUCCCCUGUUUAUGAGGGGGAGCCACAGCGGAAUGAACCGUUCAUUGUUUAUAUGCAAAUAUAUUAGAUGUUUAAUGUUAAUGAAUGGGUUUAACCAUUAAAAAUGUGAUUUCAUAAGUUCAGAUUAUCUUUUGUAGAAUGAAAGUAUUCAGUUUUUUUUUUUUACAUUUUUGCAGAUAUUUGAGAUAUAUAUUAAGUACACUUCAGCUCUAUGUAUUGACCUUAUUCCUCACGUACGAGCAGGCGCAGCCAUUUGAAUCUUUUUGGCUGGAGAUUUCCGCUCUCAUUCACUUCCUUUGAUUUUUAGACGUUAAAAACUGUUUGUUUUGAUGCUUGAUGUUGCAAUCUGAUAUUUUCUUAAUAUAUUAUUCUGCUUUGUCUAUAGAGUCAUAAACACACUAGUUUGUAGAGCAAGUAGUUUGUCUGUUUUCCGCUGUUUAAUAUUCCUAGUCAUUUCUCCCAUAGGGCACUGAAUCAGAUGUUCGAAAACAAAUCGGAAAAACUUCCGCCUUAAAGAAUGAGGUCAAUAUUAGGAGAAAUUAAAUGCUAGAAUUUAUACGGUAUACUUUGUUGAAAUGUGUAAUGUAUUUGUUAUUCUAAAGUACUUUUACAAUAGUGUCUCUUUAAUAAAAAUAAAUAAAUAAAU
Messenger RNA from Danio rerio (zebrafish), 1071 nucleotides. Lineage: Eukaryota; Metazoa; Chordata; Actinopteri; Cypriniformes; Danionidae. The record is from RefSeq.